AAAUUUCUCAAAGAAUACCAUUAUUUGUCACCGCUCAAGGAUGGAAAUCAUAAUCUCAAAGAUGCUCUGAGGCUGUUUCAGCAACAGUCUGAAAUCCCUGAGACAGGUCAUCUGGAUCCUGCCACUAUCAAAGAAAUGCACAAACCAAGAUGCGGUGUCCCAGAUCUUGAUGAGGAAGAGAACUCAGAAUCUGGUAAAUACAUAAAUGAAACCCUACAGUAAAGGCGACAGUUUUAGAUGAUCACUCGGCUUCUAGCACUUCAUAUGCUACUCUUGUGGUCUGUGCCGGUUUGUUUGUUUGUUUGCCCGUUUUUAUUUUUGCCAAACAUGACUGACAGAGAAUGUGAUAUAUUUAUGGCUUUUGCCCAAGAAUGCCAUAAAAUGUUUUUUUUUCUAUUGAGCCUUUCUUUUAUUAUUUAGACUGCGAGCAUUCCCUCUUUUUCUUCAUAUUUAGUGAGAGCAAUGCACUCGCGCGGCAGCCCGAGAAGAAAAAAGAGCCAUCAGUAACGCGCGUGGCCAUUUGCGUGUCUCGCGUUUUGCUCGACGGCCAGAAAAAAGAGAGACUCGUAGUCUAUUUAUUAUCUUGAAGAAUUAUAAAAACAGUCCACUCCUUCACUUUUUUAGGGAAUAGAGACCUUAAGAUACACCGUUUCCAAUUACAGGUACGGGUAAAUUAGCCGUUCACGUAGCCGUAAAUACGGGUAGAUUACCUCUUACGCGGGAGAAGCGGCUACUACCGGUUAGAGUGGGAUCCCCAUUAUCACAUCUGGGAAAUAAUGGUUGCCCCUUAUAAAACUAUGAGGUAAACAUGUUCGCUUACUCGUACUCGUAGGUUGAAACGGAUCUUAAGGUCACUAAUAACAGGAAACGUAAUACAUAUAUGCCGGCUUGAUAAUUUGACUAAGGGAGAAAACGUUAAAAGGAACAAUUUUCAUCACGGUCUUCUUCUUCUUACAAGUGUUCUCUUCUCAUAUCCCAAACUUUUUCUCUGUUCACCGAUCUUGUACCCAGUGGUUUGUGAUAUAAUCACCCCGCGCUAUUAUAUACAUUUUAUAGUCACCAAUCAAAUGGGUGCAAACAUAGUCUAUAUAUAAUAUAAUCCUUGACUCGAUGAUACUUGCAUUGUCUAACACAGUGACUUUCAAACAUGAUGUUUUAGGAAGAGUUAAACGGUUUUCCAUCUCUGGGGACAAAUGGAAAAAAAAGAAUCUCACAUACAGCUUCCAUAAUUAUGCCUCAAAUGGAGUCCUGAAUUCAACACAGCAACGCAAAAUUGUGAGAAAGGCCUUUACACAGUGGGAAGAGAUCGGUCCUUUGUCCUUUGUAGAUGUUACAGAUAACGCUUCCCUCAGUAAUUCCUCCGAUAUCACAUUGUCGUAAGUUGACCUUUAUCUGGUUCAAUAAUUUUCUAGCCUACCCACAGAUUAUAUAACUUCUAUUUCUUUAUUCGCAGAGGACGAGGAUUACUACGAGGAAACGUUUCACUUUCUUUUUCCGCAUAGGCCAUCCUCUUUUUUUUUUUCUCCUUUUAGCGUCGUCCGACCGACCCAAAUUUUUGGCCUUUUCAAAAAAAAAAAGUAACGACGUAGUUAAACCAUUUUUCACUUGGAAUAAUUCUUUUAAUCUAUCUGAAAAAAGGAUCUUAGUAACAGCAUAGAGAAAAACAGGAACAUUUUUUUUUACAGCAAAUUGUACAUUUUGUUAAUCCAAUCAUGUGAAAGUUAACUUUUAACAUCGUCCCAGGGUACCAGGGCCUCCUAGUCCGAGACUUCUUGUGAUUUUAUUUUAAUCAGUUUUUUUUUCGAUCCGACCGACCGACCCAAUAUCUGGAAAUGCAUUCGACGCUAAACGAAAAAAAAAAAAAAAAAAAAAAAAAAAAAAGGGGGGGGGGGGGGGGUGGCCAUAUUCUCAAAAAAUUCGACACCCCGGAAAGCUUCUUUGUGCAUUUUUUCACCAGAGAAGUAAACACAGUUAAUAUUUUUAUUGAAGAAGAAUGAUGAUAAAUGGUAAAACUUAUAUAACACAACUUGUCAAAGCCACAACGACAUUCUCGCUGCGUGGUAGAAUGACGACGGCUAUAACGUUUUCCCGCCAAAAUUGACGCUGGUUCACGCGCACGACUCUGUAAAAAAAAAAAAUCUCGUCCUCGCAAUCGGCCCGUCAUUAAAAAAAGGUCUCUUUUAUUAUGAUCUUGAUUAAAUUUUCAUACUGUAGGUUUUUUACCCUUCAACACAGUCCAUGUCCACAUGAUUUCGAUGGCGAGAAUGGAGUAUUGGCUCAUGCAUUUUUUCCUGAAUCUGGACACGUGCACUUUGAUGACGACGAGACCUUUACUGAUGGAGUUUCAACUGGGAAAAAUCUUUUCUCUGUUGCUCUUCAUGAGAUUGGCCAUCUUCUAGGGUUAAAGCAUUCCGCUAAAUCUGACGCCAUUAUGCAUGCAACAUACAAGCCCUAUAAACCAAAUAUGAAUCUCACGGACGACGAGACACAUGGCAUCAACUUCAUUUAUGGUAAGUAACGACAGGUUGAUGUUACGUCAGCAUCAUCAUAGUGUCAUAAUUUUGUUUGAAACUUUCACAAUGAAAAUGUGUCACGUUGUCACGACUGCGGAACACAUCUUCCACAAGCCUUCCACAGUAUCGUACACUAGGCUGGCAGCAGGCCCGUCUACAAUGGGGGUGAGGGCGUGAGUGGCAUUGAACCGAUGCGCCCCCUCUAUAAUACAAAGAGUACUUUAUGUAAAGGAAUUUAAAAAAACAACAACAACAAGCAAACAAACAAAUAGGCUUAAUCUAAUGUGGUAUAUGAACAAAUGCGAUUCAAACCUUCGCCCGGAUCUAGUGGAAAAUCGUUCCUUGUUACAGGCCAUGGUGUAAGUUACUGGUUUGAUAUGAAGUUGAGUGAACAGUUAACUUAUUAAACAUGAGAUAACAGAUCACAGCGAGUGAGCUUGUUGUUCCGAAAAGAAACUCGUUUCAGAGUUUAACUGCUCAUAGACAUACUGGGUCAGUUAUUUAAACGGAGUCUAGCCCGUGUGUAACAAAAACCAGUGCCCUAAGCCAUUGCCAGUUUGCCCAACGCUUUUAUCUAAACACCAUUUAUCGUUAACAAUUUCCAAAAAGCAUUUAUAGCGUAGACUGGAAAAGAACUUAUUUUCUUACAUUGACCCACCAUAUCAAGAAAGGGAUUUGUAGGUCCAAUUAAUUCUUAAACCGCGCGACUCAAGUGAGACUUCGUUUGAAUAACCGACCCAUUGAUUCUUUCUUUUUUCUUUGUCUCAGUAACUUCAGGAAAUGCAGCAACAAAUACAACAAGUGGUGAGUAAUGUAGUCCUCGGACUAAGAAUUGUUCAACAAACAGCGCUUACAGGAACCCAUUGCUCCUGACGCUCUGACCAAGGUAAAAAUGAGCGACAGUAAUAAAAAGGCGAACACGAACACAUACGACAUUAUUUCGUCUACAAAACUUUUAAGUAUAGGAAGUUUCACUUUGUAGUCGUGCAAAACAAGGGCAACAAAAUGCACAAAGGUGUGCUAGUUGCACGUUCAAAGUUUUUGCUGUUGUUAUUCAGUGGUUAUUGUUGUUGUUGUUGUUGUUGCUUUUUUGCGAAUUAGACCCUAUUUAUUACAUAUUUUUUGCCGUUUUCUUUGCCGUCACCGCUUCGCAUUACACGAUUUCAUUUAUUUGUUUAUUUAUUUACAAAACUAUAGGUAUGUUAACGAGAGCUUCGCUUUUUAUCCCUGGCUAAAUUCUUUAUAUUAUUAAUACAUACUGAAGGUAUGCACGACUUUAUCGAUUGCGUUUUCGUAAAAAUUUCGGAAAAAGGCAAAAAUUAAUUUUCAAAUUGACUGGUCUGACUGGCCAAUAGUCCAUUUUCGAGUUCGCUAUGACCGCUGAAUUAAAGAAGUGAAGAUACACUUUUUACAGCCUUAGCCUCAAUCUGAAGUAAUAUAUUCACAAAUUCCAACGAGGAAAAGACCUGUUUAUUACUCUGUCUAUUGUGUAUAUUCAAAUUUCAAAUGCCUACUUGCCAGAAUUCUAAAUAUUUCAAUAAACGUCGAGGCUAACCCUGUAUGAAUUUGUCGUCAAUGUUUAUAUUCAGCGGUAAUUUUUAAUUCGAAACUGGACUAUUCUGACUUAUGGAAAGGCCACGUCCACACCUAUCCGGAUACUUUUGAAACCGCUACUUUUUUAUAUAGGAGUCAGCCCUCUGUCCACACGAAACCAGUGAACUUCCAUGAGCGACCACCUCUCGUAAGCGAUCUCUUAGCCAAAUCACCAAAACUUUCCCAGUCAAAGCCUUACACUUGGAACCUCUACUAAACGACCAACUCCUGUAAGCAACCGCGACCACUUUUUUGGCCUAAAAUUUUAAUGAUUUUUUAAAUGUUUUUAAUCUCUUGUAAGCGACCACUUGACGCAUUCUCUGAUCUCUAAGUUCGCUGUGUGGACUGUGCUGUGUGAACUAAUUAGUAACGGCGUGGACCUAUACAUGGCGUAACUUAAAAAUUGUAUGCAAUAAUUAUUUUUCGUAAAGCAGAUGUGCCACCAUGUGGCGACCACUAAGACUUUGCAUUUUGGGUGGUCGCUUACGAGAGGUUCGACUUUAUUUUUUGAAACUGUCUUGCACAGCGGAUUCUUUUGGAUUCGACGGGUUUGGUGAAUUCGUGUGCGGAAGACUGAAACCGGAACUUUUUGACGCCAACUAUGUCAUGAACUCUGGUCUAGUCUUAAAUGAAAACUUUCAAGUUCAACAUAGUAGCCAACCAUGUUUCUGUUUACAGCUCUCGCUCAUAUUGCCAGUCUUAUUGCAUGCGAUAAAAUCAAUUUUGCUAUUUUGACGACAUCAGUUAGCCAUUUCAAACUUCAAGACUUAAUUCAUACAGAUUGUGAAAUCGUUCAGUUCGAGACGAAGUCGUGUACUACUCCUUCGUUCUGAAUCUCGUUGAAAAAAGAUUUUGGGUUCGCCCAGGGUAAACAAGUGCCUGGCGCCGACGGUACAGGCAGGCCUGGCCAUUCUCUAUUUUCCAAUUGCCCAUAAUGCACUCUGUUUGCCCCCCAAAUUCUGCAUAAACCAUUGUUUUUAAAUGCUCCUGGGAGUAUUGCAUUUUCCCAAGAGCAUUUUAAGACAAUAAGUUAAGCAAAAUUUGGGGAGCAAACAGAGUGUAUUAUGGGCAAUUGGAAAAUAGUCAAUUGUGCUCGAUAGCCGAUAUAGCUACAACAAUACUCAAAAAUGCGGCGAAAUCACAUCGCGGGCUCGGUUUGCGCAUGCCUACUAGCCAGUAAUUAGCAAAGUAAAUCGCCUUAGCGUAUUCGUGUGAGUGGGUGAAUCUAAACCAGAUACACCACACCGAAUUCCUCUUGAUGUAAAUAUCAAGUGUGUGGUUUUAGCACCAGUAUUCGGAUUCGUGUGGACGUGGCCCGGGCAACCUUCCAUGUCGAUUCCAUGACACUACAACUAACAACUAUAAAAGGAUAUCAGUUGUAUUCUUUAACCUUGCAGGAACAGUACCAUAGAAUAAAUCCAAGUACAAAAGAAUUUUAAAUUUAUUUGUGGUUUCUAUGGAGUGAAAUUAGUGUUUUCUGACACGGCUCUAAUACACCAGUCAAUCGUCUAUCCUCAAGAUAGCUAGCAUGAUGCUUGAAGGAAGGGAGGAAAGAAAGUUCUCUAUCAGUUUCUAAGGUCCUAAAUUCUUUAACUCUCUUAGUCUUGAAAUUCGAAAUGCAACAAGUACGGCUUCUUUUUGCUAUAAACUGAAAGCAUUCCUCUUCUUAACCUCUGCUUUUCAUUUUUUUCUCAGUUUUUUUUCAAAAUUCCUUUCGCUUUUGCUAGCCUAAUUAUGAUUAAUACGACGAUUAUCUAAUAUAUAAUAAGAUUUACUGUACCUCUGUAACUGAUAGUUUGCUGUAAUAAUUUAACUGAGGAAGCCCAUUCCUCAUAAGCCCAGUGGCUUUCCUUGGGCUUCCUCGCCUCGUGGAGAAUGGUUAUGAAAAGCGACAAACAUCAAUGAUAAAAACAACAGUGCUGCAGUUUAUGUUGGAAGCACCCUGAAAGUGCACAAUCCUUUGUUUUCUGUUGGCAAAAUGUUACGGAAUAAAUUAAUGCAACGUUUUUUAUUGGUCAAUACAAUCAAAAUGAAAGGAAUGCUUUUCAACGUUGUGCACUUUCAGGCCCACAAAAAAAUAUAACAAAGGAGUCUGACGGGUUUUAUAACCAUUCCACUCAAUUAACUAUGUCGCUAUUAGCUUUUUAAAUAUUUUGAAUUUUUUUUAUUUUUGUACAUCAUUAUGGCAAAACAAUAAACUGAACUAAAACUGAACUUCUUAAAAGCUGCUUUUUUUGAAGACUUGAAUUGAAAGAUACUCAGUCUUUUCAUUACACUAUCUCAAAUAUUGAAGCCAUUUUUUUUUCAGAACAGUCUUCAUGUAUCAACACCCAUGCUUCAUGCAACGAUUACGCCGAUUAUUGUGAAGAUGCAGACGUUGGAAGUGCAAUGAGAAACAAUUGCCCUGUAACCUGCGGAAUAUGUGGUAUUUUUUAUGAAAAUUGAUAUCCUAAUCACGUUGCCAAAGUUCACUAGAUAACUUCUAUUUUAAUUCGUUAUCAUUAUCAUUGUCAUUAUCAUUAGCACUAUUUUCACUUUUAGAAUAACCAAGGAUUCUGCCUGCGCGCAAUGCUGGUAUACUAGUAGCCUCCCAGGCCAUUGCAGACAAUCGUGUGGAAGUCUAGGGGGGGAGUCCUUUUGCCUAUUUAAGCCAUUUAUCCCGUGAUUUUAGUGUCUUUUGCCAAGUAACGCCGUUUUUCGGCCGGGUUAUGACUUUCGUGUGAGUUUCUUGUCGCGUCGCCGAACCCACAGAAAUUAUACUUGGCCGUUCGCCUCUAGAACCUAACCUCGGAGCUUUGGCCAACCUCUUUGACAGCUCAUAUACUUGAACAAGCGAGGCCUUAUGCAACAACCCCAAGCAGAUUUAGGCUCAUUCAUCCGGGUUUGGUUUCUGUUUCUUCUCAGGUUAUAUUCCGCGUUUGUAUGUUAUUCAGUUAUUACCUCUGUUUUCCGGUGGUGGCGUGCGCGACUUGAAAAUGAUUUUGGUCGUGUGUGCGACCUGAGAAAGAUUUUUGUCGUGUGUUCGACACGAAAAUGUUUGGGUCGUAUGUUGACGGCCACAGAAAGACUGAUUCUGGCCGUGCUUUCGAUUUGAAAAAGAUUUGGUCUUGUUUCCGACCAUAGACAGAUUUUGGUAAUGUGCACGACCUGUGGAAGAUUUUUAUUAGAGUAUUCGAACUGGCAAAGACGUUUUGUCCUCUGUUCGGUCUUAGAAAGAGUCUGGUCGUGUAUAUGUUCGACCUUGGAAAGAGUUUGGUUGUAUGUCACAUCUUUUGUUGCUAUAUUUUUUGUUGGGCUUUUUUCCCUUCCCGCCCCUGCCGUGACCAGAAGGGAACUCCCUAUAACCCGUCUUAGGAUGGGUCCCUGGUCUGGUCGGGCUAGCGGGUGUUACCCUUCCUUUUUUAAUAUGUUUUCCUUUUCGUUGUUUUGUUUUGUCGUUGUUGUUUACGUAUGUGAGGUAGGCCUACCCUUAGGUUACCGAAUUUACUCGAAUAAGCACAGCCCUCGAUUAAGCGCCUCACAUGGAGUGGAAAAGAUAAUAAGCGCCGCGGCGCUUAUUCGAAUAAAUACGGUAGUUAUUUCCCGCCUUUUUUCCCCUUUCAUCUAUAAGGGCGCACCGUCAGUUCCUUCGCUCGCGAAUUGAAUAGGCUCGGGUUGCGAAGUUGUUGGUGUGAUUGGGAGGGUAAUCUCCCUAGCUGGACCGGACCUCUUUCCUUCUUACCUUUUAGCUUGUUGUUCUAGUGUUGUGAAGAGGAAUGGAUUCCCUUUUUUCUGAGUUCUGGAGAGAGUAUCAUUAAAGUGUCGGUUUAACAUUGCAAAUUUUCUGGCAAAAUCUCGCUUCCCAUAACUUAAUUUCGCGAAGGCAGUCAGUGGUUGUUUUGACAGUGAAAAUAGUUUAUUAUUUUCUCUAUUAGAAUAACCACGAAUUCUGCCUGCGCACAAUGCUGGUAUUCUCCUAGCCUCCCAGACCAUUACAGACAAUCAUGUGGGGAAGUCUCGGGGGAAGUCCUUUUGCCCAUUUAAGCCAUCUAUACCGUGAUUUCAGUAUCUUUUGUCAAGUAAUAACGCCGUUCUUAGUAGGGUUAUAUUUUUUUGACUCUCCCACCUCCCCUUCGGCGACGCGUAUCCCCCUCUCCGUUCUCUGUCUUACGACCCUCUGCCUUUGCAAAAUCUCGUUCCAAUAACUUAGUUUCCCGAAGGAAGUAAUAAGUGGUUGCUCUGACAGUGAAAAUGGUUUAAUAUCACUAUCAUUACCAUUUUCGUUAUCGCUAUCGUCAUCAUUAUCAUUAUCACCAUUACAAUCAUUAUCACCAUCAUCAUAAAAGAUAUUUUCACUCGGUAUGGGUCUGGCACUGAGGAAGGCUAAUUUUGGCAGCUGAUAUAUUGGCCAAAAAUAAAUUAGCCCUUUGGCGUAGUGCCCGCCUUGCAUUGAGUUUUGUUCUAUCAUUAUCAUUAUCGUUUUCACCAUCAUGAUCAUUAUCACUAUCACUAUCACUACCACUACUAUUAUCAUUGUCAUUAUCAUUAUUAUUGUCAUUAUCACUAUCAUUAUCGUUAUCGGUAUCAUUAUCAGUAUCAUUAUUAUUACCAUUGUCAUUAUCAUUGUUAUUAUCAUUAUUGGUAUCAUCAUCAUUUUCUUUGUCAUUAUCAGUAUCACUAUCACUAUUACCACCACUAUCAUUAUCAUUCUUAUUAUAAUUAACAGUUAUUCGCCGAAGGCGAAGUUAAUAUUGUUGAAUAAUCCCCGAGACGAAGUCGAGGGGGUUAUUCAACAAUAUUAACUGAGCCUGAGGUGAAUAAUUGUGUUAGUAUAUUCACACGAAGUGAUCUCAACAGAAUCAGAAAGGAAACCAUUAAAAAACGAUUAGUUUGAUUGACAGGUGAAUUCAUGCGUGAACACGAAGCCGUAAACAGUGGAUGCGCAAAAAUUAGAUCUUUACAGUAUCUUUAAACAUGGCAAAUGAUAGUUUUAAUCUUUUUGUAUCGAGUUUUGUAAGCUUUAGCGUCAACGGUUUAAAAGAAAACGCCGAACAUUUAAUUUACUACCUAAUUCUGAGAAGAAAAGUAGAGCUUUAUUUUGUUUCUGUCAACUCAUCGUGAAUGAGAGAGUUUUCUUCGUCGCUUCUUGUAAAUGCUGUCAACAGCAGCUACGAUCAAGGUGAACGUUGUUUAUCUCCAAUGUUCUUUGCCUUGUUAACUUGCUGGCACGUACAAUUUUCGAAAAUAUUUGCCUUCCUCUUUUCUCCAUAAAUUAACUUCUAUUUAUAGGCAAAAUUAAUAUAUUGGUCUUGCGAAAAAAUCCCGAAAUCACAAAACAGUGACAAAAGCGACCUCGUUUUCCUCUGUAGUGGUAAACAUAGCUUCGAGGGUACAAAAAGUCAGCUACAGUAAACCACUUCACAACAAAUCACGCUGUUUAAACACCAUGAUGUCUUUUCUUGCCUUUAAAGUCAUCAGCACUUGGAUAUUCGUGUAUUUUCAAAAGGCUUUACUAUGAAACUUUGCAAAACACCCAUUUCACGACUGGUUCACGACAGCGAUUUUGUUCUGCUUUAUAUUCACCACCUAGCGCGGUGAAUAUAACGUCAUAGUCUGAGAUAGCUAACCAAUCAGAUUACUUGAAUUACCAAGAUCACUGACUUUGUAUAUACUAAUUAGUAAGGUUAAUAUCAAUGAAUGAAUGAAUGAGAACUGUAACGUUUUGUAGUGUUUUGCACGUACUAAUUAGUUGAAUUAGUACUUAAAUUUAGACUAACAGCUUUUGCAAUAUUGUAAUUCCUUUAUGGUCAUGCAAAUAAAGCAUUUGGUGUUGUUGUGUUGGUAUGUGUAAUCAAAUGGUAACGAGAGAAAUUAGGGAAUAAUUUAUUUCACGCGCGUUUUGUCCAUAUCCUUAUAUUAUUAGGAUUUGGACAAAACGCAAGUGAAAUUAUUCCCUAAUUUCACGAGCAUACCAUUUGAUUACCUAUUAAUAUCAUGGGUCACGAAUUACCUUAGCAAUCGAGGAUUUUUGACUUGUUUAUCCUGGAUCGUAUCGAUCGAUUGUGAACUCCACUCUCUCAAACGUUUAGAGCUGAAAUUUGGCUUAUAAAGUUCAGAUUUUUUCAGACUUUUUCGGCAAAAUACCUGUUAGAAUCCUUGUUGAUGUUCUCGUGCGUGUUCAGGUUUUCUAAAGCGUCUUUUUGUGCUCUGACAUCUUCAUUCAUGGCAUUUUAUAAACUUCGUCGCCAUCUUGCCACUGAGACGUACGGAAGGGUUGUCAUGGCAAUUUUGUAAUUUCACAUGUGAAAUUACAAAUUUACGCUGAAAUUUUGCGCUAAAAUUAAGGAGUAAUUCGUCAUCUAUGAUAUUAUAGUUAUUAUUAUAUUGAAAAGCAAUAAACCUAAUAAGUGCUCUUAAAUAAGCACAGCAGCCAUGAAUGUUUAAACUGGACUGUUUAGUACUAACACUGGCAAGAACAGGUGGUAAAAUUGUGGCACAAGUCAACUAUCUAUUUCUCCAUCAGAUCGUCAUGGCGCCAACUAAAGGCUGGUUUUCACUUGCGACGGAGUAGGAGUCGGAGUCUUAACCAGAAGCGUAAGACUUUACGAUCUAGUGAUUCCGCUUACGACUCCGUCGCUUAAGAUCAAGUAAAAAGUAGGUUGUCGGAAUCGCAAGCAGAAGCGGAAGGACUAAACCAUCACAAAGUGUGGGAACGUGCAUUGUGAUUGGUUUAUCCUUCUGCUUCUGACUCCGACAAUCUGGUUUUCACUAGAUCGUAAGCGAUGGAGUCAUGAGCGGAAUCGGAAGAAAAUGGAAACUUUCUGAUUCUUCGACCCCGAUCCCGUCGCUCCCGACUCCGCUUACGACUCCGUUUUUUGACUUCGCUAACACUCUGCUUACGAUUCCGACUCUAACUCCGUCGCUAGUGAAAACCAGCCUUAAGACCGAUAUUCAAGGGUUUUUCUUUCUUUUUUUAACUCUUCGCUAA
Molecule: messenger RNA, 11073 nt
Organism: Porites lobata
Lineage: Eukaryota; Metazoa; Cnidaria; Anthozoa; Scleractinia; Poritidae
Source: the annotation of a GenBank genome assembly